Messenger RNA from Durio zibethinus, 968 nucleotides. Its product is annotated as HVA22-like protein a. The record is from RefSeq and is a predicted model, not a curated record. Lineage: Eukaryota; Viridiplantae; Streptophyta; Magnoliopsida; Malvales; Malvaceae.
AAAAAAAAAAGUUAGGAACAUCGUCAGCCGUCCGUUUUUUUCACUGUUAACUAUCCUCCGUUAGAUGACACCGCCAAUUAACCGGAAGCAGAGAAUAAAUUAUUAUAUUCAACUAGCUUUCAGCGUCAACAGCUUUCUUACGCAAAAACGCAACUAAACAGUCUUGUCACUUGAAAAAGAAACAGACCAACAAGAACAUAAACAAAGCCAAACCCUACCCUUUGUUUAGUUUUGAGAUGAGAGGUUUCAGAAAGAAACAGGAAAGAAACUAAAAAAGGGCAUAGGACAUCAGAGAUGGGAUCUGGGGCUGGAAGUUUCCUUAAGGUUCUUCUUAAGAACUUUGAUGUUCUUGCUGGGCCGGUUAUUAGUCUCCUGUAUCCUCUCUAUGCCUCAGUUAGGGCAAUCGAGUCUGAGUCGCGUGCCGAUGACAGACAAUGGCUUACAUAUUGGGUUCUGUAUUCCAUGAUAACAUUGCUGGAGCUCACCUUUGCCAAAGUAAUUGAAUGGAUUCCUAUCUGGUCCUAUGCAAAGCUGAUUUUCACCUGCUGGCUGGUUUUCCCAUACUUCAGUGGUGCUGCCUAUGUUUAUGAGCAUUAUUUGAGACCUUUCUUUAUCAACUCACGAAAGCCAGAUGAUAUUUUAACUGCUGCGGAGAGAUACAUCGAAGAGAACGGAACUGAAGCAUUUGAGAAGCUCAUUCAUAGGGUAGAUAAGCCCAGGAGUAGGGGUUAUGUAUAUGAUGAUGAAGACUACAGAUAUUAAUCCUUAUAACUGUGUUGCUCUAGUAAUUAUCUUAGGUUUCUUCUUCUUCCUUGCACAAAAAAAUCUUUUUGGUACCUUUCAAAUAAUGAUCCAGAAUUUAAAUCUUAAUCACUGAAAUUAAGAAUUUAACAUUUUAGCAACAGACCAGCUUGUUGGCUUGUUAAAAGUUUCUUGCUGUAUAAUACAAGUUCCUAAAUAUUUCUCAU